This is a messenger RNA of Brassicogethes aeneus, 1819 nucleotides long. The record is from the annotation of a GenBank genome assembly. Lineage: Eukaryota; Metazoa; Arthropoda; Insecta; Coleoptera; Nitidulidae.
UCAAUAUUUAUUAAAGGUGGCUAAUUGAAAGCCCAUAUGUAUAUACAUUUUACUCGUAGGUACUUCUGGGGUUAUAUUUGUAUUAUCAUUUCAAUUAGCGCUGAAAACAUCAGGGGAAGGAAAGGACAAAUUUUAAAUAAAAUUUAAUGACAUAGAUAGCUAAUUAAAAAUAUUUAAAAUUUGUAUCUAGUACAAAUAAUUAUACAAAAAAAAAUCUAUUUCCUUAAUAAGCUGGAAAUUACUUCAUUUAUAUACAAGGCCUCACCUUUAACAACCAAUGCAAAAAAAUUAAAAUAAAACGCUGAUAAGUCAGAAAUAUGUUUUGGAAAAAUAUUGUGCAUGCCAUAAACCAACAUAGAAAACAAUGGCCACAAAUAUUGUGCAUUUUAAUUUCUUGUUUCUCUGGAAUAUUAUACGGUUUAUCGUAUGCCUGGAUGUCACCGGCAAUUUUGGGAAUAACAUUGGAUGAAGAAAAUUAUAACUUAACAGAAAAUGAUGUCUUCUUGACUGUUAUUCCGUUAACAACUGUAGCAAUUGCAGCUGUUUUAUUUUCAUAUCUAAAUGAUGCAAUUGGAAGAAGAAUAACCCUGAUGAUAAUGUUGAUUCCGUAUAUGAUAUUCUGGAUGAUUAUUAUUUACCACAAAUGGAUGUAUUCGAUUUAUUUCGCCAAAAUUCUUGAGGGUAUCACUGAAUGCGUCUUCAUUUCACUUCCAAUGCAUAUUGGUGAAAUAGCAUCUCCAGAAAUAAGAUGUAGUUGGGGAUACAUGCUUCCUUUCAGUAGGUAUUUUGGAAUAUUUCUUCUUAAUGUAAUACUGAAAUAUAAUACCAUUAAUCGUACUGCUUACAUUUCCUUAGGGUUAUGUAUAAUUUUCCUAUCUAUUUGCCCUUUUAUCCAGGAAACACCCUACUAUUAUCUAAUGAAACGUAAGGAGUCAAAAGUUAAGAAUACUCUGCAAUAUAUGUACCAAGAAGAUGAUGUACAUGGAAAAUAUCAAUCCCUUAUGGACGAUGUACAUAGACAAAUGUUUGAGCCAGGUACUUGGAUGAGUCUCUUCACCAUCCCAACUAACCGUAAAGCCUUACUAAGAGGUUUAUACCUGCAAAUGGCAAUCCCUUUCAGUGGCUCUACGUGCUUAAUACUUUACGGUGAAGAAAUUUUUGAACAAUCUGCAGAUACGUUGUUUAUCAUUUAUAUGGGCACUUACUGCAUUGCAUGUAUAUUUGCAGCAUUCUCAGUGAGCAAAUUGGGAAGCAAGGUAUCAUUUAGGUACUCAUCAUUAUUUUGUACAAUAUUUCUGCUAAUACAAACCAUAUAUUUUUAUUACAAACAUCAUUCACCCGAUUCGGUAGAAGGUUUCCAAUGGGUACCUGUAACCAUUUCAAUGUUAUUUUGCAUUUCUCACGCUCUUGGUGUGGGAACCUUAGGUGUUCUCAUGAUGGGUGAACUUUUUUCACUGAGAGUUAAAAGCAAAGGUUUGGCCCUUUGUACUUUUGCCUAUAUUAUUGCAGAAGUCUUCAACAACAAAAUAUUCAACGUCCUGCUCACCUUUUACAGCCUUUUUGCUUCACUAUUAUAUUUAACGUGUACGUGUGGAUUUUUCUUUUUGUUUUCCUUCCGGAUGGUUCCGGAAACCUACAAAAAAACCUUGGGGGAAAUUCAACAAGAUUUUGCAAUUAAAUAAACCUUGCUUGCAAUAAGGUAAAUAUGUUUAUAAUACAUAAAUAAAAAUGAUAUGUAAAUAUAUUAAUAAGCAUGUAAAUAUAUUAAAUAUAGCAAAUUUGGUUCAGUAAAUUGUAUUUUAAUUUUAUUUUAUAAAGC